Molecule: messenger RNA, 5907 nt
Organism: Cavia porcellus (domestic guinea pig)
Lineage: Eukaryota; Metazoa; Chordata; Mammalia; Rodentia; Caviidae
Gene: She
Product: Src homology 2 domain containing E
Exons: 6
Coding region: 248-1669 (473 amino acids)
Molecular function (GO): phosphotyrosine residue binding
Source: RefSeq, a predicted model, not a curated record
GGCGGGGCGGGGCGGGGCCGGGCCAGCGCGGCGCCCGGGACGCUCCUGCCGCUGCGCCCCCGCUUGUCCCCCGGAGCGUGGGCAGGGCUGCGGGGUCUGCUGUGAGCUCGGCUCCCACCGCCGGAGGACGAGGCAGGAGAGUCGCGGUGCGGAGCCGAGGCUGGGCGCGUCCCGUGUGUCCUCCGCGUGGUUGUCUGGGUCCAGCGGACCCUGCCCGGCUUGGGCCACGGCCGGCGGGGCGCGGGGAAUGCAGUGGCCCCCGACGGCUGGCGCCUCGCGGGGUCCGGGCCGGGUGCCCCCCAUGGCUGCCAAGUGGUUCAGGGAGUUCCCGCUCACCCUAAAGCCCAGUGCAGGCGCUGGCAAGCUGCGCAAGAGCCCCGAGGUGGGCAGUGCGGGGCCCAUCCCGGGCAAGGGCCGCAAGAACUCUGUGGCUGAGUUAGGCGCCCGGGCCAGCAGCGCCGCCCCCAAGGACAGCCGGCUCUCCCGGGACAGCCUACAGGGCCUGAUCCAGGCUGCAGCCGGUAAGGGCCGCAAGAACUCGCGGGUCACCGAAGAGGAGCCCCACCGGGGCGCGGCCAAGACCUCCGGCUGCAGCACCUACAUCAGCAGGCUCAUCAAGGUGGACACCCAGGAGAAGGCGGCCAAGAGCAGCUACCCCAGCAACAGCAGCAGCAGCGGCAGCAGCAGCAGCAGUAGCAGCAGCUGUUCCUCCGCAUCCUCUUCCCCUUCCUCCCUGGGCCCGGAGCCGGACAAGGGCAAGAUCACAAAGCAGCAGGACACGGUAAUCAUUUUAGAAGACUAUGCUGACCCUUACGAUGCCAAGCGAACAAAAGGUCAGAGGGAUGCAGAGAGAGUUGGCGAGAACGACGGCUACAUGGAACCCUACGAUGCCCAGCAGAUGAUAACAGAAAUUAGACGCCGUGGCUCCAAGGACCCCCUGGUGAAGGCUCUGCAGCUGCUGGAAGGGCCCUGUGAGCCUGGGGAGAAUGGCGGUGCCAAGUCAGAGCCCAUGGCCAAGAGGCGCGGCUCCAAGGACCUCCUGGGGAAGCCACCACAACUCUACGACACUCCCUACGAGCCCGGCCCUGAGGGGAAGGCUUGGCCUUCGGACAGCCGGCUGCCAGAGGAUGAUGAGAGGCCUGCGACUGAGUAUGAGCAGCCCUGGGAGUGGAAGAAGGAGCAGCUGGUGCGUGCACUGUCAGUCCAGUUUGAAGGAUCUGAGCGACCUUCGGCCAGGGAGGAGACAGUGAGGCAGCACCACCGGCAGAAGAGCUGGACCCAGAAGAUCCUGAAGCCAGCCCUGUCCGACCCCAGCGAUGGGGAGAAGAAGGUGGACCCCAGCCUGGCCCUGGACAAGCAGCCCUGGUAUCACGGCGCCAUUACCCGGGCUGAGGCCGAGAGUCGUCUACAGCCCUGCAAAGAAGCUGGGUACCUCGUUCGAAAUAGCGAGUCGGGGAACAGCAGGUACUCCAUUGCACUCAAGACAAGUCAAGGAUGUGUCCACAUCAUAGUGGCUCAGACCAAAGACAACAAGUACACACUGGAUCAGACGAGCGCCGUGUUUGACAGCAUCCCAGAAGUGGUGCACUACUAUUCCAACGAAAAGCUGCCUUUCAAAGGGGCAGAACACAUGACCUUACUAUACCCUGUGCACAACAAGCUUCACUAAGGUUCAACAACAAGAGCCCUGGGCUCCUGGCACCUAAGAGGGCAUGAACCCAGCCAGCAUCUUGGGAUUAGAUGGGCUGCUCCUCAAACCCAGGACAGAGCAGGAUCUUACGUGGACUCAGCAAGCUUUGGUCUUGAGCCCUUCAGUGACCCUUGGUGUCUAGCUAUCCUUGUUCUCCUUGCCAAGUAGCUGCACAAUGAGAAGCCAUAAUUUAGUGUUGAUUCCUUCUCUGGGGUAGUUUGGGGUGUGACCCUUGGAAAAGGUAAGUCUGGAGUUCAGGAAUAUCGAAGUUCUCCAGCACUAUACUGGUCAUUCCCUGGGACACCUGCUCUCUCAAACAACCAUGGAAAUCACUAGGCUUUAACACAGGCCAGAUGUGUGUACGUGUUAGUUACACCCUUGUGGGAGAGUCGAUAGGCUAUGGGACAUUCUCUUCCUCCCUCGGGGGUCCUAAUACAGCUCUAGUGUUCAUGCCAAAGCACAACACUGGCAGAAGGACUACUUUGUUGGUCAGCCUUUCUAAGAAGCUUGCACUGGGCAUAUCUGUGCAAGCCAGUAAUCCUAGCACUUGAGAGGCUGAGGCAGGAGGAUACGCAUUUCAGGCCUCCUGGAGCUAUGAUGAGGCCCUGUCUCAAAAACCAAAGGUUUGCAUUUUCUCAGUCUGUAUGAACUUUUUCAUCAUUUUUGUGCAAAUGAGUAAUAUAAGCAUAAAUUAAAAGGAAGAUACCCUGUGUAAGAAUCUAUGAUGUAGGGGGCUGGGGAUUUAGUUCAGUGGCACAAGCGCCUGCCUGGCAAGUAUGAGGUUGUGAGUUUAAACCCUGGUACCUGGUGAUGUAAUUAAAAAUUAACAAUAAACUAUGCAAGAUUUUAUUUCUGAUUUUUAAAAGUUCCAAAAAUUUUGAAGCCUGAUAAGCAUUCUCUUAUAGGAUAAUUAUAUAGAACUUUAGAUAGCUUUUAUUUCAUCUCUGUGUUUUUUAGUUGCCAUGGAAUCAUCUUUAAGUAUUGUCUCUAAAAUUAGAUUUGCUUAUAUUUUAGUAAAUGUUUUAAAAACAAUGAUUUUGGGGUCUGACUGUGUGGCCUGGGUUCCUGGAGUCUGUGAAGUCUCCUUCUGCAGGGCAAGGCCAGUUCACACUGUACCAGUGUACUUUGAGGACUUCUGGGUUGUCCUCACUACUGUUCUGUGCUGUUAAUUGUCAUAUAUUUUACCUUUUUGAUUUGUUGUGACCACGUAUCGCCAGUUUAUUACUGUGAAAACCUCGUGGCAACGACGUGCUGUGACAAGAGUGCUGUGGUCAGCACGGGACUGAUGUUUCUGUGCCACAGGGUUUGUGACUUGGUUCUUAGAACUGGUCCAGAUACAGAUGGGCUGAUUGUCGUCAAUGUCUAGUUAACUUCUGUAGCUCCUUUCAAACACAAGUCAAAAAAAAAAAAAAAUGAUUUGAUUAAAUUAUUAGGAAAGCACCUCUUUCUAGUUUAUAGUGAUCAUUUGACUAUCACGAUUUAAAGGCUAGGAAAAUUUUUGCUUCCUUUUCAGUGAUGAUCUUGUCUCCAAAGACUUGUGCGAUCAUUAGUAUUAAAAAAUUGAAAAAGACACUAAAAAGUUGAGAGGAACUUUUCUAACCAGAGUUCAAUUAUUUUGUUAAUAAGAAAUGGCUCAUCUUUUUAAGUAUUGUAAGAAUUUUUAAACUGCGUACUGUGUUGUAUACUGUAUCUUUAGUACAAGGGUUUAAUUCUGUACCCAUACGUCCAACUCUAUUCAAUGAAUAUUUAUUAUUCUCUGUUUCAUACAUUGUGCUAAACUUAUUUUUAGAUCAGCAAUUUAGCAAUUAAAUCUCAUAUUUUACUUAACCUUAUUUUAUAAAAUAAAUACAGCAGUUAUUUUAACUUUAAUAAAUGCAAAGGGCUUUAUAAGUUUUUUCUUGGUGCAUUAAAUGAUUUUUGGCCCGUACCCAGCAAGUCUGAUGAAUGUAUAAUGAAAUAACAUUUUGAGAACAGACCUGACACAGUAUUUAUUGAGUUAUCAUAUGCCUAGGAUUGUGCUUCUAUAUUUUUCCAUGACCUGCUGUUUGUGUGUGUGUGUGUGUAAUUAAAAGUGGAUUUCUUCUAAAAAGUGGCAGAGAUGCAGAGUUUAUAAGCAGUCUAGUCACUCUGUGAUUAUACAGAAGAUUAUAAAAGCAGACAGAGAGUAGGUUAGUGGAAGGCUGCUGAGGAGGAUGUUAAGCUACUGUUUUCAUCUUCGAUUGUGACACAAGCUGACAAAAUGCAGGGAAUUCGUAGCCGGGUGGUGGCUUUGAAGUACCCUGCAUUCUGAAAACAAUCCGGCCCAGCAGGGCAUCCUAAUGGCUUCCUCGCUAGGCCUUGAGGCCAGAUCUGCGGCCUCCAAGCCCGGGCUCUUCCUCAUUUUGUUUGGAUGUAGUGUUUUCCUGUUGUCUUUAUUCUCCUGAGCUAAUUGUGCCUUGCAGAAUUUUUUCUGGUGAGAAUAGCGUCUUUGGGUGAAUUCUUAUGUGCUGAGUUCAGCUCUCACAGCUGUGUCUAUUCUUCGUCCAUUAUCACAACUUUGUAAAAGCACUGCUCUGCUGAAGGUUCUGAGUUGCACCGUUGGUUCCCUUCAGGUGUGUAAGCACAGAGGGCAGCCCUGAGCAGUGACACAGGUAUAGUCCCAGCUACUCAGAGGCUGAGGCAGGAGGAUGGCUGGAAUCAGGGGUUUGAGGCCAGCCUGGGCCACGGCUAAGACCCCAUCUCAGAAACACAAAAGAGUGGGCAAAGGGCAUUCUUUACUUCUGUUGAUGCUGUGGCUUAUUUCUAUCAGGAUGGAUUUCAAGUACUAGAACAGUAGGUGUUUAAGGUAGGAAUUUAAAAACAUUUUAAUACAUGUGCAAAAAGGCAAGUUUUGACAUGCCUGCUCUGUACCGGGCACCCAAGUGUCCUCUAAGUUAUGCAAGGUGCUUGGAUAAGGAGCAGAGAAAAAGCCUCCAUUCUGUGCUGCUGAAAGUGCUUUACUGAACUGGUGUUCAUUCACUGGCCUCUACCACAGCGUGGCGGGCGGGAAAGGCAAUGGGAAACAGCCCCAAGUCACUGAUUACAUCAGUUAACCAUGUUACUACUAUGUCCUUAGCUUUUGCUGUUGGAUGCUUUCUUUUUGUUUUUUGAGACAAGGUCUUGCUUUGUAGUUCAGGCUGGCCUUGAACUCACAGUGAUCCUCCUGCCUCAGCCUCUCAAGUUUUGUGAUUAUAGGUGCAUGCCACUACGACUGGCUGCUGAAUACAUCUCAACAUUUACUUUAAUUCAGAAGGAAAACCGUGAAACAGACACACCUUCAGUUGUUUUUUAAGUGAGUUAUUAAAAUGCCUUUUGUUAGAGGUUCCUGUCUUGUUUUUCCUCACUCUUGGGAGAAGAAACCUGGAGGUGUCUGGAUUUCGUUUCUCUUGGGCAUGCUUUGUGUUUAACAGGAUUUCACUGAUACCUUUCUUUCUCUAUGUUUGGAUAGUUAUACCUCAUUUGUUAGUUGCCCUUUCUCACUUUCUGUAACUGGCAGUCGUUUGGCCUUCUGAUCUCUUUAGCAUCGCCUUUUUUUGUUAUUUCCAGUUCUUGCACUCCACUCACCUCGAUUUAGGCUGGCUGCUUGCUGCUGGCCCUCUGUAAACUCAGCCUCCUUCCCAGCUGACCCUGGGUAAUAAUGAACGGUGGUGUGUUACUGCCAUCUACUGGAAAGAGAGGAAACUGCAGUUGGGAAAGCAAGCUGCGUUAGGGCUAGCAUUCUCUAAAGGGUUUCUGAUAGUCUAUACAGGGAAAUAAUGGUGACACGGCAGUAGUCAUCUUGCUGUGUGUCCUUCCCUGAGUAAAGGAUGGUGUGAAGCCUCAUAUAACCCCCAGCCACCGGCGGGGUCAUGAAGCUUCAAAUCUUAUAUUGUAUUUUAGUGGACAUACUGGAAUUUAAUCAUUGAGAUGGGCAACUCGUUCUGUCAGGUUCUUAGCUAUUUGUUAUUUUGUCAGAAGGAUUUAACAUUUUUGUAUCGGUAUAUUUACAUAUACAAUACAUGUUUUGAACUUUUAAAGCCAUUUGAAAAUUGUAUGUGACAUGGGUGUCUGUGUAUAUAGUGCCCUGGUAAUUUAUAUUGUAUCAGAAAUAUUUUAUAAAAUUUCUGAAUGUCUGGGAGAAGCCAGUACAGGCUGUGUACUCUGCUGAGAUGGUUUACUCUGAAAUGUAACUUUCAAUAAACAUUAUUAUACCGAGAAAA